AUGGAGAAAGAGAGACACCAUUUUGGAGGUUUCAAACGUCAAAGAUUUGUACAACAUUGUUACCUUUUUCUCUUCAUAUUCUUCUUUACCCUUUUCACAAAAUCUGUGUCUCAAGCCUUUGAUUAUGCUGAUGCACUCUCAAAGAGCCUACUUUACUUUGAAGCGCAACGCUCUGGGAGACUACCAUAUAACCAGCGUGUCUCAUGGCGUGACCAUUCUGGUCUCAUAGAUGGUCUCGAACAAGGGGUGGACUUGGUUGGAGGGUACUAUGAUGCAGGUGAUCAUGUGAAGUUUGGAUUACCAAUGGCAUUUACAGUGACUAUGCUAUCAUGGGGUGCCAUAGAGUUUCGGCAACAAAUUGAGGAUGCUGGUGAACUAGAACACACAAUGGAAGCAAUAAAAUGGGGAACUGAUUACUUCAUCAAAGCUCACACUAGUCCACAUGUGUUGUGGGCAGAGGUGGGUGAUGGAGACACUGACCAUUACUGUUGGCAACGCCCUGAGGACAUGACAACUUCAAGACAAGCAUUUAAGAUUGAUGAGGAAAAUCCAGGUUCAGAUCUGGCUGGAGAAACCGCUGCAGCUAUGGCAGCUGCCUCCAUUCUCUUCAGGAACACUAACCCACAUUACUCUCACCUGCUUCUACACCAUGCUCAGCAGUUAUUUGAGUUUGGGGAGAAGUACAGAGGAAAAUAUGAUGGGAGUGUUGGAGCAGUGAAGAACUACUAUGCGUCGGUGAGUGGAUACAUGGAUGAGUUGUUGUGGGCAGCCAUGUGGUUGUACAAAGCCACCGACAAGAAAGAGUAUUUUCACUACGUUAUUUCCAAAGCUCAUACCUUUGGGGGCAUUGGUUGGGCCAUCACAGAGUUUAGCUGGGAUGUUAAAUAUGCUGGCCUCCAAGUCUUGGCCUCAAAGUUUUUGAUGAAAGAAAAACACAAGAAGCAUGCUGAUAUACUUGAAAAAUACAGAUCAAAAGCAGAGUACUACAUAUGUUCAUGUCUCAACAAAAACAAUGGAAGUAAUGUGCAACGAACACCAGCAGGAUUACUCUAUGUAAGAGAAUGGAACAACAUGCAAUACGUUUCAACAGCAGCAUUUGUGCUCACAGUGUAUUCUGACUUACUCCAAACCGAGAAUCGAAAGCUCAAUUGCCAUGGUGAGAUAGUGACCCAUGAAGAGAUUCUCAAUUUUGCUAAGUCACAAGUUGAUUACAUUUUGGGCUUAAACCCACAUAACAUAAGCUACUUGGUGGGGUAUGGGCAUAGAUACCCCAAAAGGGUGCAUCAUAGAGGGGCAUCCAUUGUGUCAUAUAGAGAGAAUAAAGGGUUCAUAGGGUGCACACAAGGGUAUGAUAAUUGGUACAACACCCAGCAACCAAAUCCUAACAUUCUGGUUGGGGCUUUGGUUGGAGGGCCUGAUUUACAGGACAAUUUUGAGGAUCAAAGGAACAAUUAUAUGCAGACUGAGGCUUGCACAUAUAACACUGCACCAUUAGUUGCUGUGUUUGCAAAACUCUUGCAAACAGACAAGAAAAGGUUGGUUCAUCUUUCUGAUUCACCAUUGGCUGCUUCCUUUUAA
Abrus precatorius (Indian licorice) is the source of this 1578-nucleotide messenger RNA. RefSeq names its product endoglucanase 11-like. The transcript is spliced from 5 exons. Gene Ontology annotation, biological process: carbohydrate metabolic process. Gene Ontology annotation, molecular function: hydrolase activity, hydrolyzing O-glycosyl compounds. The record is from RefSeq and is a predicted model, not a curated record. Lineage: Eukaryota; Viridiplantae; Streptophyta; Magnoliopsida; Fabales; Fabaceae. The coding region runs from base 1 to 1578 and encodes 525 amino acids.